Messenger RNA from Wasmannia auropunctata (little fire ant), 395 nucleotides. Its product is annotated as protein lev-9-like. Lineage: Eukaryota; Metazoa; Arthropoda; Insecta; Hymenoptera; Formicidae. The transcript is spliced from 3 exons. The annotation marks the transcript as partial. The record is from RefSeq and is a predicted model, not a curated record.
AACCACAGGCUUGUGGCAGACCCGAACAGCCACCAAAUUCUACGAUGGUGGUGACCAGCGCGUCGGCCAAGACCCCCGGCGUAUCCCCCGUAUACGAAGUCGGGGCGACCGUGGAGUACAGUUGUAACGUGGGUAGCCUCCUGAUCGGACCGUCGACCCGCACUUGCCUAGACACCGGUUUCUACAACGAGUUCCCGCCUGCGUGCAAAAAUAUCGAGUGCGGCUAUCCCGCGAGCAUAACGAACGGCGAAUACACGCUCAUCAAUAACACCGUCACUUAUCUCAGCCAAGUGCAUUAUACCUGCUUGGAGGGAUACGAGAUGACCGGACGUGCCCGAUUGACUUGCGACAUCGACGAGCGUUGGAAUGGACCACCGCCGCGAUGCGAGCCGAUU